Messenger RNA from Syzygium oleosum, 954 nucleotides. RefSeq lists its product as uncharacterized. The record is from RefSeq and is a predicted model, not a curated record. Gene Ontology annotation, molecular function: zinc ion binding. The transcript is spliced from 3 exons. NCBI's taxonomy places the organism in Eukaryota, Viridiplantae, Streptophyta, Magnoliopsida, Myrtales, Myrtaceae. The coding region runs from base 1 to 954 and encodes 317 amino acids.
AUGAAAGCCGACUCCAUGGACGGCAGCUUGGGCAAUCUUUACAGGAGCAUUGAGGACUUAGAGUAUGUGUACUACAUGAUGCCCCACCACAAGCAGAGCCUCUUGAAGCCCAAAUACCCAACCGGGGUUCAAACAUCACAUUACGGUAGGAAGGUCGCCUACGACCCUUCCGCGAAAUGUCCUCGUUGUGACGCCAUCAUGGACCGAAGAGUGGAUUUCGUUGAAGUGCCAGCCAGGGAGAGUGGUUACGUGAAAGAGCUGGUGAAGUAUGCGGUGAUGGACGAUCUGGUGGUGAAGCCAAUGACUACUGACUCACGCAUCGCCAUGUUGAAGGACAAGGCUGCCAUGAUUGUGGACAAAUUUGUUGAUUUUGGGGUGAACGAGACCUAUCCUGCGAGGGUCUCGACAGCGGAACGAGCGGCUUCGACGACGACGACGGGAACUCCUCCUCACGCAGGUUCUUAUAAUAUCACGACAAGAAGAAUGAGGGUGCCAACAUCUGAAUCAAGUGGCGUAACUCCUAAUGAGGUUGAGUCGGAGCCAACAUGCUAUUGUGGUCUUCAAUCACCAAUUCUUACCGCAAAGACAAGGAAAAGCGCAGGAAGAAGGUUCCAUGGAUGUGCUAAGUUUGAUGGUCCGGGUUGCUGCGAUUUCUUCACGUGGGUUGACCCGAAGAUACCAGAUCAAGCAAGGGACAUGAUAGUCGACCUCCUUGAAAGAAAUCAAGCACUAUGUGAACCAAGCCAAUCGAGGUGUGACGAGGUCGAUGUGAGCUCAUUACUAACUAAAAUGAAGACUCAAAGGGCGAAACAUAAACGUUUAAAGGAGGAGCUCGCACAAGUAAAGAAAGAAAAGAUGCUAUAUCAAUUGGCAUUCGUUCUAUGCAUGUGCUGCAUGACUGCAUUGGUUUUAUGUAAUGUUAAAGUUGGUGGGACUUUUCUAAGUCUUUCAUAG